AAUUUAAGUUGAGAGAAAGUGCGGGUCUCUCCUCACAAGACUUGCUGUUAUUUAGCUCAUUUAUAAGGAUUUAAUUGUUGUCAUUUCCAAAAACUGCUUGAGGCUGAGUGGGAUUGUUUUUGGAAAAUAGACCAAAGGAUGGACGCCAGAUUGGAGCAUACUGCGCAGAAAAGGCAAGUGCUUAUUCUUUGCGUAAUUCUGGGAAUGUCUUGGGCUAUCACGGAGCCGCUUCAUUAUUUUGUGGUGGAGGAAACUGAGAGAGGCACUUUUGUGGCCAACCUAGCAAGAGACUUGGGUUUGGGGGUGGAGGAACUGUCAGCCCGAGGAUCUAGAAUUGUUUCCGACCAAAAUGUAGGCUUUUUACUGAUUAAUCCGAUGACUGGUGAUUUACUCCUAAAUGAGAAACUGGACAGAGAGGAGCUGUGCGGCUCAAAAGAGCCCUGUGUAGUUCCUUUCCAGUUAAUACUAGAAAAGCCAUUUCAGAUUAUCCGUGCUGAACUAGAGAUCAGAGAUAUCAAUGAUCAUUCCCCAGUAUUCCUAGACAGGGAAAUUCUGUUGAAAAUAUCAGAAAGUGCCACUCCAGGGACCACAUUUCUCCUAGACAGAGCACAGGACGCAGAUGCUGGAAACAACAGUCUGAGAAACUAUACUAUAAGCCCCACUAGUUAUGUCCACAUUAAUGUGCAUGAUGGCGAGCAGGGAAAUAUCUUUCCUGAACUGGUACUGGAUCGGGUGCUGGAUCGCGAGAGGAUGCCUGAGCUUAGACUAACCCUCACGGCCUUCGACGGGGGCUCUCCACCCAGAUCAGGGACCACUCUGGUACACAUCCUAGUGGUAGACAUAAAUGACAACACCCCUGAAUUUGGGCAGUCCCUCUACAAAGUCAAGAUACCCGAGAACAGCCCGGUGGGUUCUCUGGUUAUCACCGUGCCAGCUAAAGAUUCAGACACAGGAAGUUAUGGGGAAAUAGUGUAUGCAUUUUUCUAUGCCACUGAAAGAAUUCUCAAAACGUUUCAAAUCAACUCAACGUCUGGCAGUCUUCAUCUUAAAGCCAAAUUGGACUAUGAGGAAAUUCAGACUUAUACAUUAACUAUCCAGGCCAAAGACGGCGGUGGACUUUCUGGAAAGUGUACCGUAAUUGUUGAUGUAACAGAUAUAAAUGAUAAUCCACCGGAACUUCUCCUGUCAUCACUAAAUAGUCCUAUUGAAGAAAACGCACCAGAAACAGUCGUUGCUCUUUUUAGGAUUAGAGACAGAGAUUCAGGGAACAAUGGGAAAAUGUUGUGCUCUAUCCACGAUGAUCUUCCAUUUGUCCUGAAGCCAUCUGUGGAAAAUUUCUAUACUCUGGUAACAGAGAAACCUUUGGAUCGGGAGUACAUCAGGGAGUACAACAUCACCAUCACUGUCACCGACUUGGGGACACCCAGGCUCAAAACCCAGCACACCAUAACCCUGCAGGUCUCCGACGUCAACGACAAUGCCCCCACCUUCACCCAAUCCUCCUACACCCUCUUUGUCCCAGAAAACAACAGCCCCGCCCUGCUCAUAGGCACCAUCAGCGCCACAGACAGAGACUCAGGCUCCAAUGCCCAGGUCACCUACUCGCUGCUGCCGCCCCAACACCCGCACCCGCACCCGCAGCCGCAGCCGCAGCCGGACCCCGCCUCGCUCGUGUCCAUCAACGCCGACACCGGGCAGCUGUUCGCGCUGCGGGCGCUGGACUAUGAGGCCCUGCGCGCCUUCGAGUUCCGCGUGGGCGCCGCAGACCGAGGCUCGCCCGCGCUCAGCAGCGAGGCGCUCGUGCACUUCAGAGGGAAGUAUCCUCACAGGAAGCUGUACCACGCAAGAACAAUGGAAACUGGAGGGAAGCUCCUGAGCAGACAAAGGCAAGUCCUUUUUUCCUUUUUCCUACUGGGUUUUUAUCUGGCGGGAGCGGUGAAAUUCAGACGCUAUUCUGUGGUGGAGGAAAUGGAGGGCAAUACCUUUGUAACCAAUAUAGAAAAGGACCUGGGUCUGGGUCAGAGGGAGCUCUCCAGAAGGGGGGUAAGGGUCAUUUCCAAAGGGAAUAAACUGCACUUGCAGCUCAAUCAGGAGACUGGGGAUUUAUUGAUAAGCGAGAAACUGGACCGAGAGGAAUUGUGUGGGCACAUAGAGCCCUGUGUACUGCGUUUCCAAGUGUUGCUUGAGAGUCCGUUAGAAUUUUUCCAAGCUGAGGUACAAAUAAUAGACAUUAAUGACCACUCUCCUGAAUUCCUGGAAAAAGAAAUGUUGCUUAAGAUAUCAGAGAGCAGUGCUCUUGGGACUACGUUUCCACUGAAGAAGGCUCAGGAUAUGGAUGUAGGACCAAAUAAUAUCAAGAACUAUGUAUUAAGUCCCAACUCUUAUUUUCGGGUUCUCACCCGCGAAGGCAGCGAUGGUGGGACAUAUCCUGAACUGGUACAGGACAAAGCUCUGGACCGAGAGAAAGAAGCUGAACUUAGGUUAACGCUCACAGCACAUGAUGGUGGCUCUCCACCCCGGUCUGGCACUGCUCAGGUCCACAUAGAAGUGGUGGACACAAACGAUAACGCUCCUGAAUUUGAGCAGCCUCUCUAUAAGGUGCAGAUCACUGAAGACAGUCCCAAAGGUUCCCUGGUUGUCGUGGUCUCUGCUACAGAUGUGGACAUAGGAAUCAAUGCAGAGAUCUCCUAUUCACUCUUCCAGGCUUCGGAGGACAUUAGUAAAGCUUUUAAGAUCAAUCCCUUGACGGGAGAAAUUCGACUGAUGAACCAACUUGACUUUGAAAGAAUUCAGUCGUAUGAAGUCAAUGUUGAAGCAAAAGAUACUGGAAACUUUGCUGGAAAAUGCACAGUUCUGAUCCAAGUCCUGGAUGUGAACGACCAUGCUCCUGAGGUCACUAUGUCUGCGCUUAGCAAUUCUAUCGCUGAAAACUCACGUGAGACAGUGGUUGCAGCUUUCAGUGUUUCAGAUCUUGACUCAGGAGAAAACGGGAAAAUACACUGCUUCAUUCAGGAUCAGGAUCUACCCUUCGUGCUGAAAUCUUCAGUGGAAAAUUUUUAUACACUACUGACAGAGAGCCCCCUGGACAGAGAGAGCAGAGACGAAUACAACAUCACCAUCACUGUCACCGACUUGGGGACACCCAGGCUCAAAACCGAAUACAACAUAACCGUGCAGGUCUCCGACGUCAACGACAACGCCCCCACCUUCACCCAAUCCUCCUACACCCUCUUCGUCCCAGAAAACAACAGCCCCGGCCCCUUCCCUGCCCACCUGGUGGACGUCAGCGGCACGGGGACGCUGUCGCACUCUUACCAGUAUGAGGUGUGUCUGAGGGGAACCUCCGACAGCAACGAAUUUACAUUUCUGAAGCCAGCUUUAGUUAAUGUGCCUAGUCAUUCCACUGGGCCAGAAAUGGAAGAAAACCUCCAUUAUCGGAAUAACCUAGAUUUCAAUCUUCAGUUAAAAUAGUCGUGUUUUAGUCCAUAUUUUAAUUUUGUGAUAAAUUCAAAUUUAUGGGGUUUUAUCAGUUAAAUUAUAUUAAACUAGCUCCUAGAUUUAUGUUGUUGCUGUUUUUACAAUUGGCAUCCUGCUGGGGAUAUAGAUCACUUGGUGUAGUACUGUCUUUGCAUGUGUGCCCUGGAUUUGAACUCCAACACUAUGUGAAAGA
This is a messenger RNA of Octodon degus (degu), 3670 nucleotides long. Its product is annotated as protocadherin beta-12-like. The transcript has 3 exons. NCBI's taxonomy places the organism in Eukaryota, Metazoa, Chordata, Mammalia, Rodentia, Octodontidae. The coding region runs from base 139 to 3471 and encodes 1110 amino acids. Gene Ontology annotation, cellular component: plasma membrane. Gene Ontology annotation, molecular function: calcium ion binding. The record is from RefSeq and is a predicted model, not a curated record. Gene Ontology annotation, biological process: homophilic cell-cell adhesion.